Messenger RNA from Capronia epimyces CBS 606.96, 762 nucleotides. RefSeq lists its product as uncharacterized. The record is from RefSeq and is a predicted model, not a curated record. Bases 1 to 762 code for a protein of 253 amino acids. NCBI's taxonomy places the organism in Eukaryota, Fungi, Ascomycota, Eurotiomycetes, Chaetothyriales, Herpotrichiellaceae. The transcript has a single exon.
AUGACCGACACCACCAUCCUCUACGGGCUCACAGCGCUGCCGGCCGACCAAGCGCUACAGAGGCCGAGAACGGGUAGUCCCUGUGCGAUGGAGAUGUCGUCGCUGCAGCCACCGCGGACGGCACUGGCAACGCGCGUGGCGGCGUAUGCAAAGUCGAAACUCGACCCGGACACCUACCGGCACAGCCAGCGCGUGUACAGCUACGGCUGCGCCAUUGCGCGGCAGUGUUUUCCCGAGUUUGGGCUGGCGCCGGACUCCGCGCUGGAGGAGACGUGGUUCCUGACGGCGAUGCUGCACGACAUCGGCACGAGCGCCGAGUUCUUGACCAACACGCGCCUCAGUUUCGAGUUCUGGGGCGCGUUCCAUGCCUUGCAGAUCUUGCAGAGGCCGGAUCUCACGGCCGUCCCGGGUGCCGCGCAGCAAGAGAGCGUGGCGCCGCAGGAGCAGGCAGAGAGUGUGGCCGAGGCCAUCAUCCGGCAUCAAGACAUCCAGGACAAAGGGAGCAUCACUUUGAUCACGCGCCUCAUUCACCUCGGCACCCUGCUCGACAAUAUUGGCGCCGGCGCCGAGUUGGUCCAUCCCCAGACCAUCGACAAUGUCGUGCGCCAGUACCCCCGGCCAGGCUGGAGCGGUUGUUUCAAGCACACCGUGCACAGAGAGAAGGACUUCAAGCCCUACGCCAUGGUCAGUCGCAUCGAAGGAUUCGAAGAACUCAUCGAGAAGAACGGCGCUGCCGGUGGACUAAUGGCCAAGUAUGACUGA